UAUAUAGGUAGAAUAUUCCAGAAAUCUGCAAACAUCUUGCCGUGGUAUUUGCAGCCCAGAUGAAGACGUUGUGAAAAUUCUUCAAAUGCUGAAGACAACCUAGAUGUGCCCAUAGAUGCUUGUGAUGACACUCUCUGAACAGUACAGAUAUGUUGUCCUACGUGUUCCAGACUGAAGCCCAGCUCUUCGCUCCUUCCCUCGUACCCUCUGCACGUUUAAACCCGCGCCUCCCCUGCGCCGCUCUUGUGCUGCCUCAGCUAUUACCGCCGUAGUGGGAGCCUCGCCAGCCGCCUCCACAGGCCGACGGUCUGCACUCGCGAGGGAGAGCAAACUCGACUGUCAAGCAGCCUAGAGCUGACACGACCUGGACCCUGGCCCGGUUUUCUUCUUCAGAGGACUGUUCUUGCCACCCCCUUUCGCCCUGGCACCGUGUGCGCAGCCCGUACACGGGAGGAGAUGGGUGCUUUCCUCUCUGUUUGCGGCGUACAGGAGUCUGCUGGGGGAACUCCGUCGCGACAAACUCACCGCGCUCCCCCUCAGGAACCCAGCGGAUGGGCGGGAAAAAGCGGCGCGCGCGCGCGUAAGCCCCUCGCUCACCUGAGGGAGCGCCUCUCGCCUGGCUCCUCCCCGGCAGGGCCUGGCCGCGGCUCCCGGACCCCCUCCCCCGCUGCAGGGGGUGGGCAGUCCGCGCUCGGCUCCAGGGGCUGUGGGCGGCUGCGAGCGUAGCUCGAAAGUGGCUGGAAUCCUUUUUCAGAGGGCGAGGCGGCUCGGGACGGCUAUAAUCCUUGGAUUAUCAUGGAGCCCUGUUUUACUGGUUUUAAGCAUGUGCAGCAGAACUAUGAAGUCACUCUUGAACUCGCAAGUCAGGAGACUCAAAAAGCUAAAAAUGGACAAAAUUCUAGGACGGGAUCUUACGGUGUCAGUAUUAGAGUCCAAGGAAUUGAUGGGCAUCCUUACAUAGUACUAAACAAUACAGAAGGACAUUUGUCAGAAAAUUCUGCUUCUGGAAAAGAACAGCAGGUAAUUCCUCAGACUGUAAGCAAGCCAGACACAGUCUCCAAUCCUGCCUCUAAGUUGGAGGACAAAAACAGUGAACACGCAAAGUUUUCUGGAACACAGCACAUACAACCCUGUAUGCUUAAAAGCCUAAAGAUAACCAGUCUGGAUGAAAAGGAAAACGGGAUAUCAGAUUUUAAAGAUGAAACAAUGAAAUCCUCCAAUCUAUUGAACUUUCAAAGACAUCCUGAACUUUUACAGCCUUAUGAUCCUGCAAAAAAUAGCUUGAACUUGGAUAAUUACCAGUCUUCUGUGUGCAGUACGUCUAUAUCUGCUGCAGAUGUAAAAACUGAAGCAAAGCCUUGGAUUUCCUCAUCUAAAGUAGUGCCUCUGCAGAAAACCAAUACACACCUUGCAGAGCCAGCCAAAGCAAAUUCAAAAAAGGUACAUGUGAACAGGUCAGUAGAAGAUCAAAAUAAGCAGCUGCUGGAUUGUCACAGUAGCAUGAUCUGCCCCAAUGAAGUGUGUGUUUCAGAAUCAUUUCCAUCUGCAAGAGCAUCCCCAUGUGUUAGUCCCACUGCUUGUCUGGAGACAAGAAAACCCAGACCAGAUGUACUUCCUUUCCGCAGACAAGAUUCAUCUGGGCCAUUAUUGGAUGACUCAAGAAGAUCCUCUUCCUCAUCGGCUACUCCCACUUCUGCAAAUUCCUUGUACAGAUUUUUACUUGAUGAUCAGGAGUAUGCCAUCUAUGCAGACAACGUUAAUCGUCAUGAAAACAGAAGAUAUAUCCCAUUUUUGCCUGGAACUGGUCGUGAUAUUGACACUGGUUCACUUCCAGGAGUAGAUCAGCUGAUUGAAAAGUUUGAUAAGAAAGUUGAUCCUCACAGGAGAGGUAGGUCAGGAAAAAGAAAUAGAAUUCAUCCAGAUGAUCGUAAAAGAUCAAGAAGUGUUGAUAGUGCCCUGUCAUUGAGGCUUGAUGUCAAUUCAGAUUGCUUAGGCGAUUUCAGUAAAGGCUUGGGUAAGUCAACUGAGCACUUGCUGAGACCAUCUAAAGUUUGCCUUCACAAGCAGUUAUCUAAAGAACAAAGGUCACCCUCUAAAGAGAUGAAGAUUUCUGCUCGAAGUAUUGGAAAACUGCCAUUGCCUGAUAAAGACACUCAGAACAGCAAUUUCAGUUCUUUGCAAUAUCAUAAACAAAAUGGAGCUGAUAGUGAGAGCUCAAUAUUUAGGUCAUCUACGCUCCCAGGACAGAAUAAGAGAGAGGAAGCUAGAACAGUAACUUCUACGUUGUUGCUGCCAAAUCGAAUCACAAUUCCACCUGACUCGGGAGCCAAGGUUAUUUCUGUAAAAACAUUUUCAUCUGCCCAUAAUGUACAGGCAACUCCUGAUCUCUUAAAAGGCCAGCAAGAUCUUGCACAGCAAACAAAUGAAGAGACUGCUAAACAGAUACUUUACAAUUACCUCAAGGAAGGAAGCGCUGAUAAUGACGAUGCAACAAAGAGGAAAGUCAACUUGGUUUUUGAGAAAAUUCAGACGUUAAAGUCAAGAGCUGCUGGAAAGACGCAGACUUCGGAUUCCUCGUCUGAAGUAAAAGCAUUGACGGAACAGAAAGCAGAACUUGAAAGGAAAGUGGAAGAAUUAGAGAAAAAACUGGAUCUAGAAAUUCGGAAUCAGCAGAAUUCCAAAGAAGACAGAGAUGCUACACAAGCAAGCCUGAAAGAACUUCAGUUGCAACUUGAUGAAAGUAUACGUGAAAAAGAAGCUUUAAAAAAACAGCUGGAUGAAAAUGAGAAGGAACUCAGGCAAAACCUAGAGGAGCUUUUUCAAGUAAAGAUGGAGCAGGAGCAGCACCAAACUGAGAUCAGAGAUCUUCAAGACCAACUGUCUGAGAUGCAUGAUGAACUGGAUAAUGCAAAACAUGCUGAUGAAGGGGAGAAAGAGGUUCUGCUUGAGGAGCUGAUGCAAAUGAAGCAGGAUCUGCAGGAAAUAUUAAUAGCAAAAGAUCAGCAAGAAGAGAUUUUGAGAAAAAGAGAGAGAGAACUUACAGCUUUAAAAGGAGCACUAAAAGAAGAAGUAUCUAGCCAUGACUUGGAGAUGGAUAAACUGAAAGAGCAACAUGAUAAAGAAUUGCUCAAUCUACAGAAGAGCCUGGAGGAAGCAACAGAGAGUGCUGCAGUCCUUGCCAGUGAAAGAAACACUGCACAAGAAGUGCGAAACAGUAUGGAAAAUCAAGUCAAAGAGCUGACUGAGGAAAAUGAACAGCUGAAGAGAACAGUUGAUGAGCUCGAGAGUAAAAUUGAAGAGUUGCUCAAACAAAUUGAUAAUAUGAAAGAAGAAGAAAAUUCACUGAAAGAAAAUGUAAAAAUAUAUGAGGGAGAGAAACAACUACUAGAAGAAGCUUUGAAACAGGCUGAAAAAGAGACAAAAGACUUGGCAGGGCUAAAAAGCUCUUUGGAAAGCCAACUAGAAGAUAUGCAGGGAAGAAUCCAUUGUAUUUCACAGGAGUGGCAACAGUUAACUCAGCAGUUAAAAGACGAAACUCAUCAGAAGGAACAAUUAAAGCAGAUGAAGAAUGAAGUGGAGAUGGAACAAAGACAACUGAACAAAACCAUUGAGAAGUUACAGAAAGAGAUGUCUGAAAUGGUAGAGGUCUCAAGAGCAUCAACUCUGGAACUUCAGAACCAGCUGGACGAAUACAAGGAGAAAAGUCGCAGGGAACUUGCAGAUGUGCAGAGACAAUUAAAAGAGAAAAACCUUGAGGUAGAAAAGUCACGUCUGACAACCAUGAGGAUGCAAGAUGAGGUGCGUCUUAUGGAGGAAAACUUAAGGGACCACCAGAGAGCUCAGGAUGAGGCAAUAACUAAAACUCAGUUGCUAGAACAGACUGUGAAAAGCUUGGAGUAUGAACUGGAAGCCAAAAACCACUUAAAAGAUGAUCGAGCAAGACAAAUCAAACUAAUGGAGGAGAAGUUAUCUCACCUGGAACUUGAGCUUGAUGAAGAGAAGACUAACUCUGAUUUGUUAUCUGAGAGGAUUGGUAGAUGCAGAGAACAGAUUGAACAAAUGAGGACAGAGCUACUUCAGGAAAGAGCUAUAAAGCAAGAUUUGGAGUGUGACAAAAUUUCAUUGGAGAGACAGAACAGAGACUUGAAGAGCCGAAUCCUUCACCUGGAGGGUUCUUACCGAUCUAGUAAAGAGGGACUUGUUGCUCAAAUGGAAGCAAGGAUCACAGAGCUAGAAGAACGACUUGAAAAUGAAGAGAGGGAUAGAGCUAAUUUCCAACUUAGUAACCGCAGACUUGAGAGAAAAGUGAAGGAGUUAAUGUUGCAAGUAGAUGACGAGCAUCUCUCGCUGACCGAUCAAAAGGACCAGUUGAGUUUGCGUCUGAAAGCAAUGAAGCGUCAAGUGGAAGAAGCUGAAGAAGAAAUAGACAGACUGGAAAGUGCUAAAAAGAAACUCCAGAGAGAACUGGAAGAGCAGCUAGACAUCAAUGAGCAGUUGCAAGGACAGCUCAAUGCUGUGAAGAAGGAAUUAAGUAGACUGAAGAAGUCACCAAGUAAAGUGUUGGCUGAUUCUGAUGAUGAUGACGAUGAUGAUUUCAGCACGGAUGGGGAUAGUCUCUGUGAAGUACCUUCAGGAAAUACCUUUUCCAAAGAUGAUGACACAAAAAUCUAAAUAAUUAUUGAAUCUGUGAUUCCUUGAAAGUACUGGAAGAAUAACAUAAAUUAUCAAGGAACUGGAUUUUCUAUAAGCCAAAUGACAUAAAGGGAUUUAAGAGUUGGGAAUAUACUGUUUCCAUCCACACUGUGCCAUUUUGUUAUUUAGAUCUCCACUGUUCAUUAUAGAAAACAGAAUUGCCUUAUAAAACACUGAAAUAUCUAUAUAUAAUUGCUACUGAAAACAUGGGCAUAAUUGUUUCACAUUGGAAGUGUGAUUUUACUAAAAUUCUCUUUAAGUAAAAAGCCAUUUGAAAGUAAUCAAAAGUUAGUUUGUAGUUAUUAAAAGCUUUUCCCUAAAUUAAGGAAACCACAGAAAAUUAUUUAAUAACUGUAAGUAGGGGGAAAUUCUGUAUAAAAUGUAAAUACUUUAAAGUUGAUCUUUUGCUUGACUACUUUAGUACUCUUUUGUAAAGUUUCUAAUAUUAUAUAAAUCAAUUUUAUGUGUAAAGUACUGAAGUUUAUACUGAAUGCUAUAUUUAGGUUUUAACUAAGAAAGCAAAUGAAAAUUAAUACAUUUUGUGCAUUAUUGAGCAGAUUCACAGUUCCGGAGUGAGAAAGUACCUUCCCAUUUUAAAAGCAUUGCAAAGUUUUAUUGUAUGUAUUCUGUAUAUUGGAAAGCAAAUAUUAGUCUUGCCUGUUGACUUCAAAGGGACCAUCACUUGAUGAAAUAAGUUUCCUUACAGCUUUCUUGUAAACUUUGUUUGGAAAGCUUUCUGUUCUUACUAGGGAAAGGUGAGAGUGAGGUCAGUUGUUACUUGGAUCUUUCAAUUCCUGAAAUGGAAUCCAUAAUCUCAGAGGCAGAACUUUAUCACAGGCCUGCUGAUUUGAGGAUGCCAGCACAGGCUUAUCUUAAAUUCUCUAUGGAGUCCCAUUCAUUCCAAUAACAUAAUUUCUGGUCUUCUAAGUACAUGAUUAAAUCUGUUUGUUAAGUGAUCCUAAAAUUUUAUGCACCUGACAAGAAAUUGCACCAAGGAAACACAAAACAUGUAAUCUGAUUUUUCUUUCUAAGCUGCUCUUGAGCAUCUGUUAGUGACAUAGUGCAGUGUAUGGUCGUAUCAUAUUUCAUUUUACAGAAGUAUCUGCAUUUUGAGUGCAAGAAAUUUUAUUUUAAAAA
Messenger RNA from Pogoniulus pusillus (Red-fronted tinkerbird), 5829 nucleotides. RefSeq names its product cingulin like 1 (gene CGNL1). Gene Ontology annotation, cellular component: bicellular tight junction; myosin complex. The record is from RefSeq and is a predicted model, not a curated record. Bases 796 to 4671 code for a protein of 1291 amino acids. The transcript has 19 exons. NCBI's taxonomy places the organism in Eukaryota, Metazoa, Chordata, Aves, Piciformes, Lybiidae. Gene Ontology annotation, biological process: protein localization to cell-cell junction.